UGCGUGCAAAGCAAAACCACUGCCUUCAAACGGUGUCGUUUAGUUGUCGAUCGGCCUCUUGCUCGGCGCCUCGGCGGUGAAUUCCUUUUGCACCAAUACCUCUGCUAAACCCUCGAAAUCACGAGAGAGAGAGAUGUUUCAGAGCAGAGUGGUGACCUCAUUUCUGCGGAGGAGGCAAGCUUUUGGCCGCAUCUACAAUACUCUUAUCGAAUCCAAUCCAUCCACAGUUCUCCGCCAUGAACAUUCCAGAUGUUUCUCUUCUCAAGCUUCCAAGAAAUGUCUAUUUGGCUUCUACGCCUACCGAUCCCUCUCCAAGGGUAAUCAGGUACCAUCAUUUAGGAAUAUGUCUACUGUGGCCUCUGUUAACACGAAUAAGGAGGGCCUGAGGUUGUUAGUAACUGCUGGGCCUCGUGCUCAGAAAAUGGUUGGGAUAUGGCUUUUCGGUUCUGCUGCAUGGGUUUUCAGUAUGGUGGUUCUUGGUGGUGUGACACGACUGACACGAUCUGGUCUUUCCAUGACUGAUUGGAAAUUCACUGGGGGGCUCCCCCCUCAAUCAGAUGAAGAGUGGCUGCAGGAGUUUGAAAAGUAUAAGCAGUCCCCUGAAUAUGAGCGUGUUAACAAAGGCAUGAGUAUUGAAGAUUUCAAAUUUAUAUAUUGGAUGGAAUAUGCACAUCGAAUGUGGGGAAGGGCACUGGGUGUUAUGUUUGCUUUGCCCUUUUCAUAUUUUCUUCGUAAAGGUUAUAUAACCGUACGUCUUGGACUGAGAUUGUCGACACUUUUUGCCCUUGGUGCUGGGCAGGGUUUAAUUGGCUGGUGGAUGGUUAAGAGUGGUUUAGAGGAGCCAGCAUCUGAAUAUGCUCAGCCAAGAGUAAGCCCCUACCGUCUGGCAGCUCAUCUUACUUCGGCAUUCAUGAUUUAUUGUGGUCUUUUCUGGACUGGUCUCUCUGUUGUGAUGCCUGAACCACCUGUUGAAUCUAUGGCUUGGGCUCGUGGUGCAGCAAAAGUUAGAAGAUUAGCUCUUCCUGUGGGCUUACUUGUUGGCCUUACUGCCAUUUCAGGAGCAUUUGUUGCUGGAAAUGAUGCAGGGCAUGCAUAUAACACUUUUCCGAAGAUGGGCGAUUCUUGGAUACCUGAUGACAUUUUUGACAUGAAACCACUGAGUAGGAAUUUCUUUGAGAAUACCUCUACAGUUCAGCUUGACCAUCGUAUACUUGCUACUGCAACCUUAGUUUCAAUUGGUACCUUAUGGUGGUCGACGAGGAAGCUCGAAAUAAAUCCUGCAGUUCGUUCUUUGAUCGGAAGUACAUUCGGCAUGGCUGCUCUUCAGGUCACCUUGGGAGUAUCAACGCUUCUAUCUUAUGUCCCGGUAUCCCUGGGAACCGCUCAUCAAGCCGGGGCUUUGACCCUUUUGACCCUCGUUAUUCUUCUCAAUCACACUGUGAGAAGGCCAUCAAUGUCCCUUCUCAAGUCUCUUCCCCAAGUUGUGAAAACAGCCUAGCCAGAUUUUUCAGGUAUGGACUCCCUACUACGAAUUAGAUUUAAAGUUGGAUUCAUGAAUUGAUCUCGAGUUUUCUAUUUUGUUUUGUGAUUUAAUUGAGUAUUUAACUACAGUGUUGGGGUGGGGGAACAAUUUGUACUUGGAGAAAUGCAUAGACAGAUGAUAAUUUUGUUGCUUGCGGUGAAAGAUAGAAGAGAAUUUGUUUUUGGCAUCUAAAUUUUUUUAAGAGAACUCAAGUAGAACAUGUAUAUAUUAUGUGAAUGCUUGCAAGAGAGAGUAGGUUUGGAGACAACAGUUUUAUAUACCAUGAGGGAGUGAAUCUCACUAAUGUCUUUGAAGUCAUAAAUUCAAGAUAUAUUGUCAUCACUUUAGGGUUUAGACUCUUCUUUGAAUUAGUUCA
This is a messenger RNA of Momordica charantia (bitter melon), 1898 nucleotides long. It is a transcript of the gene COX15, whose product is annotated as cytochrome c oxidase 15. The record is from RefSeq and is a predicted model, not a curated record. NCBI's taxonomy places the organism in Eukaryota, Viridiplantae, Streptophyta, Magnoliopsida, Cucurbitales, Cucurbitaceae. Gene Ontology annotation, biological process: heme A biosynthetic process. Gene Ontology annotation, molecular function: oxidoreductase activity, acting on NAD(P)H, heme protein as acceptor. Gene Ontology annotation, cellular component: mitochondrial inner membrane.